Molecule: messenger RNA, 1128 nt
Organism: Fragaria vesca subsp. vesca
Lineage: Eukaryota; Viridiplantae; Streptophyta; Magnoliopsida; Rosales; Rosaceae
Product: putative ankyrin repeat protein RF_0381-like
Exons: 2
Coding region: 1-747 (248 amino acids)
Biological process (GO): positive regulation of transcription by RNA polymerase II
Cellular component (GO): nucleus
Molecular function (GO): transcription cis-regulatory region binding; protein binding
Source: RefSeq, a predicted model, not a curated record
AUGGGAAAUCGACGGAAGGGGAGAGGCGGAGGAGGAGGAGAAGAGGAGGAGCUUCACGCGGCGGCGAGGUCGGGAGACCUGAGUCAAGUUCAGGUGAUUGUCGGCUCCAACCCUUUGAAGGUCAAUGGAAGAGAUAAGCACUCCAGAACUCCACUACAUUUGGCUGCAUGGGCUGGGCAAACAGAAGUGGUGAAUUUUCUGUGUAAGAACAAGGCUGAUGUCGGUGCUGCUGCUAUGGAUGACAUGAAGGCAAUACACUUUGCUGCGCAAAAGGGACAUGUAGAGGUUGUUCGGGCGCUACUUUCUUCUGGAGCUUCGGUCAAGUCUUCCACUCGCAAAGGUCUCACUCCACUGCACUUUGCUGUUCAAGGAUGCCAUGUGGAACUUAUCAAGUAUUUGGCUAGGAAAGGUGCGGAUCUCACCACAAAGACAAAAGCAGGGAAGACCCCUCUUGAGCUUGCUAGCAAUGAUGAAGUCCGCUCUUGUUUGGAAGAGUGUGAAAGGUCAUCUGAGAAAGGAGAUCUGAAUGUUAAACAGAAAGAUGAAGAAUCUGAUCCAAAGAUAAUCCAGCAAGAAGAUAUGAAAUCUGGAGGUGAAGCGCCGGGUUCUGGGAAUGAUGAACAUGCCAAGGAUGAAAGUCUGAAGAGGAAGGGUGAUUCUGGGGAGGCCUCGGGGGAACCAAAAAGAUCCAAAGUUUCACUGAACCAUCUCCUGGCUGCUGAUGAUGAUAUACAGGAUGAGGAAUGAAGUUUCUAAGGGAGACUAGUAUACUAGUAUAGUAGAAUGACCUUUAAUCAAGCAGCUAACUGCUAUAGUCAUAGAAUUGUGUAAUUCUCUGAGUCUUUGUGCUACGAUAUAGGAUUUUCAUCGAUCAGUGACUGCUAGAAAGGUACAUGCAUCGAGUUUUUCUGUUUUUUCCUAUUAUAAGCUUGUUCGUGUCUUCCAGAUUUUUUUGUUACUUUUGCUCGCCACAUGGUGCAGUGGCUGUAAUGCAUUCUCUUGUAUUGAAAAAAAUGAUACAUCUGAAUUAGCCUCAAACCAGCUUAUCAUCCAGUUCUUUUUGCUGAUAAAGCACAAGCUGUGAUGAAAUAGAUCCACAAUGGCUAUAUAAAUUAGAGGUAUUUGGUC